AUGGAAAGAAGAAGGAGAAUGGACUUUACCAGUGAGCAAAUGGGCUGCCGGAAAAGAUUAAAGGGUUCGCUGGAAUCCGCCGGAGAGUCUGAUUUCUUCGAUGCCUUGCCUGAUGAUCUUGUCCUCUGUAUUCUCUGUAAACUCAGCUCCACUGCAUCCUGCCCUGCAGAUUUCAUCAGCUUUUUGAUAACAUGCAAAAGAUUUAAUGGGUUAGGACUCCAUUCAUUAGUGUUAUCCAAAGCUUGUGAGGAAAUGAUAUCAGUCAAAGCUAAGAACUGGUCUGAGUCAACUCACCGAUUCCUCAAACUCUGUGCCGAUUCUGGGAAUGCUGAAGCCUGUUACACUCUUGGCAUGAUUCGUUUCUACUGUUUGCAAAACCGAGGGAGCGGCGCGUCUUUAAUGGCGAAGGCUGCUAUUAGUUCUCACGCGCCGGCAAUUUAUUCACUCGCUGUCAUUCAGUUCAACGGAAGCGGUGGUUCGAAAAACGACAAGGACCUAAGAGCUGGUGUUGCACUUUGUGCGCGCGCCGCUUUCUUGGGGCAUAUCAACGCGCUUAGAGAGCUCGGCCACUGCCUGCAAGACGGUUAUGGAGUGAAGCAGAACAUCGCCAAGGGGCGCCGAUUCCUCAUCCAAGCCAACGCGCAGGAGCUAGCCGCCGUUUUGGACACAGCGGCUCCAUCGGCUCUGAACGUCGGUUCGUGGCUUACGUGGAAUCCCCUGCUUCUCCAUCGCUACGUUUCAGUCGCCGGAUGUACGUUUUUGAGUGACUUUGGGUAUAAUGUUCCGGCGCCGGAGACUCAUCCAGUGAACCGUUUUAUAUCCGAUUGGUUCUCGGGUUUUGAAGGGAUUCCGGGUCCGGGGCUCCGGUUGUGUUCCCAUCCGGGUUGUGGGAGGCCAGAGACUAGGAGGCAUGAGUUUCGGCGGUGCUCUGUGUGCGGAGCAGUGAAUUAUUGCUCCCGUGCUUGUCAGGCUCUAGAUUGGAAGCUCCGCCACAAGGCGGAGUGCACCGCCGCCGAGAGGUGGAUCGAUGACGGCGGCGAAAUUGAACCUAACGGAAUUGACAUCAACAUUGUCGGCAAUGGGAAUGCUGAGGAGGCAAUGGAGAUUUGA
Molecule: messenger RNA, 1110 nt
Organism: Fraxinus pennsylvanica
Lineage: Eukaryota; Viridiplantae; Streptophyta; Magnoliopsida; Lamiales; Oleaceae
Source: the annotation of a GenBank genome assembly